Ochlerotatus camptorhynchus is the source of this 2168-nucleotide messenger RNA. Its product is annotated as neuropeptide CCHamide-2 receptor-like. The coding region runs from base 45 to 1322 and encodes 425 amino acids. The transcript has 6 exons. NCBI's taxonomy places the organism in Eukaryota, Metazoa, Arthropoda, Insecta, Diptera, Culicidae. Gene Ontology annotation, molecular function: neuropeptide receptor activity. The record is from RefSeq and is a predicted model, not a curated record. Gene Ontology annotation, biological process: G protein-coupled receptor signaling pathway. Gene Ontology annotation, cellular component: plasma membrane.
CUACAGACAACACCGCAAUUUUUGUAGACGCGUCGGUUCCAACGAUGGAGCUGCGGCGCCUGCUAAACAACGGAAGCGGAACGGAAUCGGUUACGGUGGACUUUGAGCAGAUUCUGGGCUUCCCGGUGUCGUCGACGGUGGAGGACAUUUUCGGAACAAAUCGAAUACAGAAAUCCGUUCGCAUGCUGGAAUCAACCGAGACCACGCUGCCCUUCGAUGUGUCCAUUGACCACGUGGACGAUUACGAACCGUACGAGGAGCGGUUGGAGACCUACGUGGUCCCGGUGGUGUUUGCCAUCAUCUUCAUCGUGGGAAUCCUAGGGAACGGAACGUUGGUGAUAAUCUUCUUGCGGCACCGAGCCAUGCGGAACAUUCCAAAUACAUACAUCUUCUCCCUUGCCCUAGCCGAUCUGCUGGUAAUCUUCGUCUGCGUCCCACUGGCUUCCAUCAUCUAUACCGUGGAAACGUGGCCGUGGGGCGUAACGCUGUGCCGCGUGACCGAGUGCUUUCGCGAAAUCAGCAUCGGCGUAUCGGUGUUCACCUUGACGGCACUGGCCGCAGAUCGAUACUGCGCCAUCGUUAACCCGCUCCGGAAGCUUCAGACCCGUCCAAUCACGGUUAUAGUGGCGGUGCUCAUAUGGCUGCUUGCGAUUGCCUUUGCCAUCCCAUCGGCGGUCAUCUCCGAUGUUGUGGUAAUCAAACUCGCCAACAAAACCAUCGAAUAUUGCUCACCAUGGGGCCAGCGGACCAACGAAUCCUUGGUAUAUUCCCAAUACAAAACCGUAAUCAAUUCGGCCAUUUACUACUUCCUUCCGCUGGCCGUCAUCGGUAUCCUGUACAUCUUGAUGGCGUAUCGGUUGCAUGCCAGCGCUCGGGAUAUGCCGGGGGAGAAUGCCGGUCCGCAGAGUCGCUCGCAGGCCCGGGCCCGGCGGCACGUGGCACGGAUGGUGAUUACCUUCGUGGUCGUGUUCAUCAUCUGCUUCCUGCCGCACCACGUGUUCCAGCUUUGGUUCCACUUGAAUCCGAACACCGAGCACGAGUAUGACGACUUUUGGCACAUUCUGCGGAUAACCGGUUUCUGUUUGAGCUUUCUCAACUCGUGCAUCAACCCAGUGGCCCUGUACUGCGUAUCCGGUGUCUUCCGGCAGCAUUUUCACCGGUACCUCUGCUGCCGGCAAAUGUCCGUUCAGCGACGCAUCGGCAUGUCCUCGGUUGGGAACGCUUGCGAAACGAGCUUUGUGUCCACGAUUCGCCGUUCGCAGCACAACCACAGCAUCCGGAAGUCGCUGUCCGUCCACUCGGUGCAGAGUACGAAAAGGUGAGACAGCGUUCGGCUCAUGGUCUACUUCCAGGGCAGUGGCCCGCCUGGAGGUGGAUUGAACGGAGCUGCUACUGGAAGAGGAGGACCCAAGCGGAAGUAACCAAAGGCGCUGGCGACGGCGACGACGAUGACGGUGGUGGUCAAUACGGCAGGUAGGGAAACUGGAGCGGAUGUAAUGUGAUUCUGUACAGACAAAGGAAAGUGAAGCUCAAAAUUAAUGUGUAUUAGGUGAGUGUAAGCCGAAUCAUCUCAAAUGAAAAUCCCUUUCAAUUGUCAUGGACAAGAACCAAGUAGGAAAUGUAGUGUGUAAAUUGCUGUACAAUGAAUCGAAUUUACCUAACAAAGUGGCAUAAAAUGAAAAGCUUGUACCCUUCGAUGAUUUAUCCCUUCGCAUCCAUCGAUGAAACUCAAACGUGGUGAGAUGGAAAACUGAAAUUCAAUUCACCACUUAAUUGAAAAGUCACUUUCAGCGCUUGGACUCCCAUUGUUCUGUCUGUAUGUUUAAAAAAAAAAGUAAACUUUCGGCAGGUGGGGGAAUUGAGUCACAUCAAUUCAGCCCAAUACCGCCGGAGUGAAACGUAUUAUGUACAAAUGGAAAGAAUAAAAAGUAUUUAAAAGCUAUUUAUAUACCUAUCGACUCGCAGAAAAAGACAGCAUCACAAUUUGGACGGCGAUUUAUUAUACUAGAAUCUUAAUAGAAAAUUAAACCUUCGUAGAGUAUUAUUGUUAAGCAAGGAGGCGAUCGAAUCUUCAUGUCGACGAAACCGAAAAGAUAUUUAUGGAAACUUUGUAAGUGAUCAAAAUACAAAUAUUUUUAUUGAAUGGAAAUAAACAAAUUGAAACUAGA